GGUUUUAAAAUGAAUGCUUAAAAUCGCCGCCAACCGAUGCAGGGGAGCUGUUGAAAAAGCUCCCUCCAUUCCGCCUCACAUUUCACCGGCGACGAAGAGAAAGUGCUAAGUUAUACCGGGAUCUUCCAUUUUCACAAAUAUCCGCUAUAAAUCGAGAAAAUUAGGUUUUCUUGUGCUGCAUUAGAAUGAUAAAGACUUCGUUUCUGCCUUGCAAAACAUUAAAGUUCCCAUUAGCGAAAGUUGAAGGGUCUAGGCAGUUGAAGUGCAAGGGACCAAGGAUGGAGCUAACUCUGGUUCAACCUGAUGAUUGGCAUCUUCAUCUGCGCGAUGGUGAACUUCUUCAAGCUGUUGUCCCUCACAGUGCAAAUCACUUUGGGAGGGCAAUUGUGAUGCCAAAUUUGAAACCUCCAGUUACUACCACUGCUGCUGCUGUGACUUAUCGGGAAUCCAUUUUGAAAGCAUUGCCUACUGGUAGCAAUUUCAAUCCCCUAAUGACACUGUAUUUAACAGAUUCGACAAGUCCUGAUGAGAUCAAGCUUGCAAGUUGUAGCAAAGUUGUUUUUGCUGUUAAGUUGUACCCUGCUGGUGCAACCACAAAUUCCCAAGAUGGUGUCACAGACCUAUUUGGAAGAUGUUUGCCUGUCCUUGAGCAGAUGGUUGAGCACAACAUGCCUUUGCUGGUUCAUGGGGAGGUUACAGAUCCCAGUGUUGAUGUUUUUGAUCGUGAGAAAGUCUUCAUCGACACUGUUUUGCGACCUUUAAUCCAAAGGCUUCCAAAGUUAAAAGUUGUGAUGGAGCAUAUCACCACCAUGGAUGCUGUUAGGUUUGUUGAGUCUUGUGAAGAAGGAUUUGUAGCUGCAACUGUUACUCCUCAACAUCUUCUUCUCAAUAGAAAUGCUCUCUUUCAAGGAGGACUGCAACCACACAACUACUGCCUUCCAGUGCUCAAGAGAGAAAUCCACAGACAGGCUAUUGUUUCAGCUGUGACUAGUGGAAGUAAAAGAUUUUUCCUUGGAACUGAUAGUGCUCCUCAUGAGAGACGAAGAAAAGAAUGUCCUUGUGGUUGUGCUGGCAUUUAUAAUGCCCCAGUUGCCCUAGCCUUAUAUGCAAAGGUCUUUGAAGAGGCGGGUGCACUUGACAGACUAGAGGCAUUUACAAGCCUUAAUGGUCCAGACUUCUAUGGUCUUCCAAGGAACACAUCAAAGAUUAAAUUGAUCAAGACUUCAUGGAAAGUUCCAGAGUCUUUCUCAUUUUCAUUCGGUGAUAUCAUUCCUAUGUUUGCAGGUGAAACACUAGAGUGGCAAGCAUCCUCUUCGUAACUUGUAGGUCAGUUUUUACGAACAGACUAAUUUCAAAUUGUUUUACUGGUCAUUAAUGUGCCUGCAUAGUAUGUUGAUUGCUGACAGUGUGAACUUGUAUUGUUUUCAAACUAGAGUUGAAGCAAACAAAAUUUUGUUACUUUUUCAAACAACCUUAUAUUAGAUAAUGAUAUGCAGCUCGGUGCAAAUUUUUGGUGGUUUGCUUUAUGUUGUGGAAUGUCUAAUUAACACCACACGUUUUAUUAGUUUGUUGGUUUACAAUUAGAAGUUUAGAACUCUAAAUCAAAAGCCUAGAAGGCAGACAGAAAGGAGGAAAACAACAAUUGAAUAGUCCUACUAUGGGACUUACAGUUGCUGGUAGAACAUUACCUGGAUAAAUUAUUUGUAUGCUAUGUAUUCACUAAUUCACAUGAGUAAUGAAAUAACACCAAGAAAUUAAAAUAUAAUCCUCCAAGUAGUUGUAAAAUGUAUAUGGAAGAUAUCAUAGAGAGGUAAAAGUUUUUCAGCGGCACAAAUUCAUACAGCUCCCUAGGGUUUUUCAUAGGUGCAGCACGGGAAGUGAAUCUCUUAACUAUUACGGACUUGAGAGUCUUAAGGUCUCAUAUUUCAACUUAUAAAUGGAUGGAGAAAAAUUUGAGAAAAGUGAUGGCUAUAAUUGUAUUUUUAUUUUUCCUUAUCAGCACGGCUAUCAUUGAAUAACCUACAGGACAUAGGAUUCCCCAGCAUUAUAACAAGUUAAUUAUAAUUUGACACGUCAGAGUAUGGAUACCGAUUCCUAUGGGUCCAAGUGAAUGAAAAAUGUUCUCAUUU
Rubroshorea leprosula is the source of this 2129-nucleotide messenger RNA. The record is from the annotation of a GenBank genome assembly. Lineage: Eukaryota; Viridiplantae; Streptophyta; Magnoliopsida; Malvales; Dipterocarpaceae.